Molecule: messenger RNA, 1400 nt
Organism: Hermetia illucens (black soldier fly)
Lineage: Eukaryota; Metazoa; Arthropoda; Insecta; Diptera; Stratiomyidae
Product: gustatory receptor for sugar taste 64a-like
Exons: 9
Coding region: 1-1287 (428 amino acids)
Biological process (GO): detection of chemical stimulus involved in sensory perception of taste; sensory perception of sweet taste
Cellular component (GO): membrane
Molecular function (GO): sweet taste receptor activity
Source: RefSeq, a predicted model, not a curated record
AUGAAUGUUUUCCGGCGAAAUAAUCGAGUCAAGGAUAGGACCCGUGUCAAUAUCAAUGUUCCGGCUCGAUGGGGAUAUUAUUCUAGUUUUCAUGAAGCUGUGUCUCCAGUGAUUUUCUGGGCUCAGUUCUUUGGUGUUAUGCCUUUGAAAAAUGUUCGACUUCCGGAUCCUGAACAUGUUGAGUUUCGCUGGCGCAGUUGGAGGCUGUUAGGUACUUAUGCAUUUUUGAUCUGGAACUUCGUAGUUUCGGUUCUUUUUCUUCGAUAUCUAUUACUGAUUGGAAUCACAGCCAGGAACACAGUCAGCCUUGUCUUCUUCACAAUGUCCCAGCUAAGCUACGGGCUAUUUCUAUUAUUGGCGAGGAAGUGGCCCAAAAUGAUGGCGCACUGGCUUGACAAGGAGAGCAAGUUCCUUCACCCGCCUUACACGAGCAGCAAGGAUCACCUGAAGAGGGAUGUCAAAUUAACAACCGUCGUAAUUGGUUUGCUGGCAAUUUUUGAGCACAUCAUGUUUCAAGCGUCGACAAUAUACACAUUCUACAUUCGAGUGACUCAGUGUCAAGUGGAGAGUGAGGACUACAUCCGUCUAUACUAUACAGAGCAUUAUCCUCAUGUCUUCUCCGCUCUGCCAUACAAUCAUGUACUUGCCGUAAUGAUACAGGUACUCAGCUUCACCAGCACGUUUGUAUGGAACUUCAUGGACCUCUUCAUAAUACUGAUUAGCAUUGGAUUGACGAAACGUUUCAAGCAGUUAAAUGAACGUCUGCUACGAGCCAUGGAGGAAAAUCCCAAUAGACCGGAGGCAUUCUUCCGAGAAAUUCGUCUUGACUUCAUCACUUUGUAUGACAUCCUUGGCUACGCGGAUAAGGAGAUGUCGUUCAUCAUUUUGUUAUCGUGUCUCAACAAUCUGUACUUCAUAUGCUAUCAGCUUAUGAACAUUUUCCAAAAAUUGAGGUUCCCGAUCAACUAUGGGUACUUUUGGAUGUCCUUGCUGUACUUAAUGGGACGCAGUGCUUAUCUAUUUCUUCAGGCAUCUACUAUACAAGAUGUUUCCAGAGUGCCCGUUAAAAUCCUGGCGAAGACACCGCGCGGAGUGUGGUGCACGGAGAUUGACCGUUUCUUAUAUCAAAUACACACGGAGACGAUAGCACUUUCGGCAAUGGGUCUAUUUCAUUUCACCAGGAAGCUUUUCUUUUCGAUGGUCGGGACGUUCAUGACGAUCGAGCUGGUGAUAAUUCAGUUUGAUUUAACAAGUAGGGACCACGAAUUACCGCCAUUGUGUGAAUGACUUUUUUUGCGGAUCACUUUAGAGUUACUUUUCCAUAAAAUUUUUAUGGAAUAUUGGUCAGUGAAUUGGUUCCAGCAAAUAGUCUUUGGAGGCACAAUGAAAAUCAGAUAUAA